AUGUAUAGUAAAGAAUCUGCAUUAAGUGUUUAUUUAACAAUACCAGUAUUAUGUAGUCUUUAUUUAUCAUUAAUAAUUGAUGUAAUUACUGAAGAAUUUGCAGGAUUGAGAAUGAUAAUAUUUAUUAUUACUAUCAUUUUUAUAGUUGUUUUAUUAAUUGUAAUAUAUCCAUAUUGUUUUCUUCAUCAUUAUGGAUUAAAAAAAUGGAGUAUGAUUGGAUUAAUACUCCAUGUAAUAGUGAUAAUUAUUAUAAGUUCAUUAAUUCAUACUGAACGAGGAGUAUUUAGUUUAUAUGGGUUAUUAGAAAAAUUGGCAAUUAUUGGAAUUUUUAUCUCAGCAAUAUUAUCAGGAUAUUCUUCGAUUCAAUUACCUAUGAAACAUCUUGACCCAUUCCAUAAAAAAUAUAGUGAUGAACAAAUUAAAACAAAAUAUGCAGAACUUAAAUUUAUGGAAAAACGAGGAGAAACAAGAAGUGAAUUAUAUCAAAUGAUUUACAAAGAAUAUGUUAUUAUGUGUGAAAGUCAAAGAGCAAAUAAAAAAAAGAAAGGAGUUAUUGGAAUAUACAAUAAAACAUAUGGUGGAAUAAUGAUUAUUUAUUGUAUAUAUAAAUUAAUUAAUUGUAUUAUUCAUAUUAUUGGAUUAACUCAUUCAGAUGGAUCAAGUUGGAUUACAAAAACAUUGUUUAUUAUUACAAAAUUUAUUCAUAUUGAAAUAAAUUGGGAUAGUAUAGCACAAAUAUUAUCAUUUGGUAUGGUAGGAAUAUUAGUUAUUACAGGUAUUAAAGGAUUAUUAUCUAAAACUAUUAAAAUUAUAAUAUCAUGUAAUAAUUUAAGUUCAAAACGAGUAAAAGGAAGUAUUAUUGUUGUUAUAUGUUAUUUUUUAACAAUAUAUUCAUUAUCAUUUAUCAUUAUGUCAAGAUCUAAUCUUAUUGCUUCAUCACAUUCAGUUAUUUAUAAUAUUUUUCAAGAUAUUGAUUAUAAUACAUAUACAUCAUUCUCAGAUUUAAUAUUUUUCUUUUCAGCAUGUUUUUCAAUUAUUUUCUUUUAUUGUAAGAACAGAUUUGGCUGGUUUGUUUCCUAUAAAUCAAAAUAUUUACCAAGUUAA
Messenger RNA from Entamoeba dispar SAW760, 1104 nucleotides. RefSeq lists its product as uncharacterized. Bases 1 to 1104 code for a protein of 367 amino acids. Gene Ontology annotation, cellular component: membrane. The record is from RefSeq and is a predicted model, not a curated record. Lineage: Eukaryota; Evosea; Mastigamoebida; Endamoebidae. The transcript has a single exon.